Molecule: messenger RNA, 684 nt
Organism: Penicillium bovifimosum
Lineage: Eukaryota; Fungi; Ascomycota; Eurotiomycetes; Eurotiales; Aspergillaceae
Exons: 2
Coding region: 1-684 (227 amino acids)
Source: RefSeq, a predicted model, not a curated record
AUGUCUCAAACAGUUAGUCAGUUCAUCUUCUUCCGCGUCAAACCAUCCGUCAGGCCCGAGGAGGCGUCCAGCGACGAAGGAUUAGCAUUGACGAGGGCUUUCAACAUUACCAAAAGUCAAAGCGGCCACAAGGACUCCGCCUGGGGACGCGUGUGCGAAGAUACGGACACCAUUGCCUGGGUUGUAGAGUGGAACGACGCCCGCAGCACGGCAGAUCUUCGACUCCUCGAUCCCCUCUUAGCCACAGAGAACCCGCGACCGGUGACGUCGCUCUAUGUGACAUUGAGCCCGCCAAUCUCCGACACUGAAACCCUGACCAAGAACCGUGUGACCGAGCUGUGCACGUUGCUUUUCCCGGGCGACUAUGACGUGGCAGAUUUGAGGGAGCUGAAUGCAGACUUGAACAACUUUCGCACUGCGCUUGUCGAGCAGCUGCCGCCGUCAGCGGGGCCACGAUCCUGGUCCAUGGGGCAUGUUGACAGGCCUAGUAAGGUGCCACACGAACGUAGUCCGGAUGGGCAGGCCUUUAUGCAUUUUCUCGCCGUUGGCUGGGAUAGCAUACACGCUCAUAUGAAGGCCAAAGAGACGGAUGAAUUUAAGAAAAGUAUUGCGCCCUUGAGGGAGAAGAUGCUGGGGCCGAUUCCUGGCUUGGAGCUGAAGCAUGUUAGUUUCCAAAAGAUUUGA